Messenger RNA from Sciurus carolinensis (gray squirrel), 2588 nucleotides. It is a transcript of the gene Tektip1, whose product is annotated as tektin bundle interacting protein 1. The record is from RefSeq and is a predicted model, not a curated record. The transcript has 4 exons. NCBI's taxonomy places the organism in Eukaryota, Metazoa, Chordata, Mammalia, Rodentia, Sciuridae. The coding region runs from base 447 to 1124 and encodes 225 amino acids.
UGGACGCUUGUGUUUGGGUCUCACUGAGCACGAGGUCCUCAGGUCCCUCGACACUGCAGCGUGUCACCUCGCUCUUGCUUGUGGCCAAGGGACACUCAAACCCGUGCAUGGACCAUGCUGCGUGUCCCUUGGUCCCCACGGAGCCCGCUGAGCACGCGGGCACCUGCGCUCCUGCUCCGGGUGUGCCACCGGCUAUAGCAUGACAGGCCCCGGGGCCCAGGGCCUGUCCCCUGUGGGGACUCGGGCAACGGCCGCGUCCAGGUAGACCCAGGGGCUGGGGACCUCCUGGCCCCACGCACCACGCAAAGGUGACUCCCGUGCUGUCCCAGGCUAGGACACCAACUGCGGGCACUGAAGGCCUCCCCAGGCUGCAGAGGGAGGAAGGGCCAGGGUGGGACCAGGGCCGGCCCCGCCCUGUUGCCAGGUGACCUUUGUCGCUGUCAACAAUGGCCCCAGAGGCCUUCUUGGCGGGAACCUGCAGGGACACAGAGGCAGACAUGCAGACCCUGAGGCAGGAGGCCGCCCGGCCCUACGUCCCCCUGGGCACCCUUGAGGUCGACUUCCCGCCCCCUCUGCACAGCGAUGACUACCAGUCCCUGGAGGGGCCCCGCUGGACACCAGCCAUCCAGCAGGCCACGCGCUGGAAGUACUCGCCCAUGGGACGCGACGCAGCAGGCCAGGCGUGGUACACGGGGCUGACCAACGCGGACCCCCGGGAGGCCUGGUACACCCUGCCCCGGGCCCAGGACAGCCCGCACCGCGAGGCUUACUCCCGCUGGCACCGAUGCUACGGCCACCGGGAGCGGAGCCUGCCCCCGGCCGACACGCAGCGCCUGCGGGAGACCGCCUGGUUCGACCCCUGCACGCCCGCGCAGUACCGCAGCCCCAGCGCGCGGUGGGGGAGCGCGCAGUGGAGGGACAGGCCCAUGCGGGGCAAGGACUAUGUGGUCCACAGGAACCGCUUCAAGGCGGAGCCGCCCUCGCCCGCCACAGACUACGUGCCGCAGCUGUCGGUGCCCCAGCGCCCGCGCUACACCACGCAGGACUACCGGCGGUGGGACCUGGACCCCUACUGCGCCGCCACCGGCCAGCAGGCCGCGCCCGCCCUCACGCCCACCUUCUGAUAAAGCUCGCUCUGCCCAGCCGCUGCCCGUCCACCACCUCUCAGCUCCGCCCAGGGGGGUCUGCCCACGCUUGGGGCCGCAGCCACCAGGCGCAGGUGACCGGAGGACCCACCAGCGGGCGUGGCACACGGCUACCCCCUCCCACGUCAGCUCCCUGGGUCCCUGUCCGUCCCCAUGAAACAGGAGCCGCACCCUGUGGAAGCUCUUUAUUCACACCCCAGUGGGUCCCCGAGCCCCAGGGGCAGCACAGCGGCCACCACACCAGGCUGUCCCACGCCCCCAGGGCCUGGUCUCCUAGUAGGAUCAGGGCACCAAGCAAACUCAGAGACUCCCAGGACGGAAGUGAGGAGCACACUGGGCUGGGCACCCCUGUGGGACCCUCGCUGCCACCCCCAGAGGCAGGGCAGCCACAUGGUCCAUAGGGCUGGGAGGGGGGAGGGCUGGGGCAGGCCCCUGGUUGUCGGCACACCGUCCCCUCCCCAGCAGGGCUGAGCCCUGGGUCGUCCGUCCUGCCCACGCCGCCAGGCAGGGCCAGAUGGGGAGCCAGGAAGCCAGGGCGGUGGGGCUUCCCGGAGGCCUGAGGCGCCUGGGGGGGUGCAGUGGUCCCUUGGCACGGCUGCAGGAGGCCGGGGACGGUCAGGGCCGCUCUCCAGGGUCCCCUGGAAGGAAGGGGUGAGGGUGGCAUAAGGAGGAGGCCCCCCCACUGCCCCGCAGCCCCCUCCUCCCACUGGCUGGCUGUGCCCGGUGGAGGAGGGGAGGUGACUCACGGCUCCGAAGGUGGAUGGGCCACAUGACCAGGCUGCACAGAGCCAGGGUGGCCACCACGCCCACGCCGCCAGUCACAGCCACCAUCACCCAGUGGUAGAAGCCCACACAAGCCGUGCAGCAGAGCUCCGACCUGUCGGGACAGAAGGCCGGGAGGACACCUGAGGCCACGCCCUGAGGCCACUGGGGUGCCAGCUCCCGCCCUCACUCACAGCCUGUCCUCCCCACAGCAGCCACCAGAGGGCACCUGACUCAGGCCCCUCCUCUGCCCGCAGCCCUCCGUCUCCCACCUCCCUCUGGGUCAAAGCUCAGGUCCUCCCUGCAGCCCGCGGGUCCUGCACCACCUGCCUGGGAGCCCCUCUGCCUGCCUCCUCCCCGCCUCGCCGUCCGCUCCAGCCGGACACCUCACUGCGCCUCCAUCACGCCCCUCAGCCCUGCCCAGGGCCUUUGCGCAGCUGUGCCUCCUCACUGGCCCAGAACCGGGCACCCUCCAGGUCCUCGGGAAGCUAGAAAGGCCCUGUCCUGAGGGCCAGGCCUCCACAGGCCAGCUCACUGCACCCAGCCCGGCCUCAACCCACGUCCACGUCUGCAGUUUCCUGAUGGGCUGGCCGGCCGCCAAGGCUCCCAAGUGCUGCCCGUGCCACCCCAGAACCAUCUGCCUCUGGAACCUGCGUCUGCAGCCUGAGUCCCCUGACCCCG